Messenger RNA from Paramuricea clavata, 2505 nucleotides. Lineage: Eukaryota; Metazoa; Cnidaria; Anthozoa; Malacalcyonacea; Plexauridae. The record is from the annotation of a GenBank genome assembly.
AUGCAUGAUGUAUUUCUUGAUAACGAAAGACGAUCGAAGAAAGAAUCAGAGGUUCGUGAAAAAAAGGCGAGACAAAAAACCCGUGAGGGAGGAAAGAGUUGGGAAAAAAGUAUUGAGAGAGAAGAGGCACGUUGUCGCGGAAUAAUUAACAGGGAAAGGGCAGCAGAAAAAAAACGCGUUCGCGAAGAGAAAAAAAAAGCCAGCAGGGAAAAAAUACGUCUUCGCGAUUUGAACGAGACGGUUAUUCAACGAGAACGUAGACUACGUAGGAAUGAGUAUGAAAGAACAAGACGUAGGAAGAAAAGGGAAGCGGAAGCAAGAUAUUUAGAGUUGACGCCGUUUCGGGAAGAUUCGGCAAUACGUGGGAUGGUGGAAAGAUAUAGGAUCGAACCGACAACUGCUUUCGAUGUGUUAACGUUUCUGGAACUUGUCAGACCAAGAGUUCGGGAACUUUUGGAUGGAUUACGCGGAAGAACGUCGAGAAAUAUUAGGUUAGAAUUAAUUUGUUUGAUGGGAAAGGAAUUGGAAGAUGGAAGAGAGGAGUUGAAGGAGGCAAGUUUUAUAACAGGAAAUUAUAAGCUUCACGGCAUCGACACGUUGACGGUUGUGAUUUGGGAACAGAUGAAGGAUAAGAUUUUGUUGGAGUUUUCUCGUUAUCAAAAAGGUGGAAGUAAUUUUGUUUUGAAAAGAGUUCAGCGUUUGUAUAUUCACGUUGGAAAAUUUAUUCUGUUCAGGGGAAAGGGAUGUUUGGAUUCUCUUCCCGAUUUUAUAAGAAAAAAGCAUGCAUUGAUCAAUAUGAAAAAUACAGACGACGAAUGUUUUAAAUGGGCAGUAACCCGUGCGUUAUAUCCGGUGAAAAUAAAUUCCGAGAGAAUUUCAAAGAAACUUCGUAAACAGGCGGAGAAUUUAAACUGGAAAAAUGUUGAGUUUCCGACACCGGUUAAAGGAAAAUCUAUCAUUAGUUUUGAACAAAACAACGGUGUGAAUAUCAACGUGUUUUCAUGGGACGAAACCGAUGGUUUUCAUCCGAUAAGGAUCAGCAGAUCUUCUUCGUCGGGUGGGGCAACCGUGAUCCGGCUUUUUCUAUGGGACGAACAUUAUUAUGUCGUUAAGAAUAUGUCGAGAUUAAUCAGAUCUCAGGUGACAAAAAAUGAGCAUGCAAAGUAUUUUUGCGAUAAGUGCCUGGAUGGAUUUGGACCAAAGGAUCUUUUAAAGGAACACCUGGAAAUGUGUUUGGAGGAGAACGAAAAAGGUGUGGGUAAGUAUCCUGAUAAGGGAUCCGUCUGCGAGUUUGAUGGAGUAAGAAGGACACAAGUUCAUCCGUACGUAAUCAGUGCGGAUACGGAAUCUUUUUUGAAGAAAAAAGAAAAGGUCGGAAGAAUUAAUAGGAAGAAAUUAAAAGGUUCGGGUAGGAAACAUUUACACGAUCACGUGAUGAAUUCCUAUUGUUUUCAUACUGUAAGUAAGAACGAGGAUAGAAUGAAGUCGGAAACGGUUCAGAAAACAUCAGUUCACGAAUUACAAUGCAUAUCGGAUAGGUUUGUAGACGAUCUUGUUGCAAAGGUACGCAAAUUUUUUCGGAACACCCACGAUCCACUUCCCAUGGAGGAAAUGACCGAGGACUUGAAAAAAUUUCAUCUAUCGGAGACGAGAUGUUACGUAUGUGAUUCUGAGUUUUCCGAGGAAAAUUUAAAAGUACGAGAUCAUUGUCAUUUUACGGGAAAAUAUCGCGGUGCCGCAUGUAACGCAUGUAAUCUUGAAAUGUCAGCGCCGGGAUUCGUUCCGGUUUAUUUUCAUAAUCUCGAGGGAUACGACGCACAUUUAAUUAUUCGCGCACUUGCGAGAAUUCCGGGUAGGUUUAAAAGUAUUUCAAAAACGGAAGAGAAUUAUAUUUCUUUUUCAAAGAUGAUUUGGGUGGGUCCGUUUACAGAUGAGGAAACCGGGGAAGAAUAUAAUAAGAAGGUGGAAAUUCGGUUCUUGGAUUCAUGUAAGUUGAUGCAAUCAUCGUUAGAAAAACUAGCGAGCGGAUUGAAAAAAGAGACGGAUUUUAUUCAGUUGGAUCGAUACUGUGACGAAAUGGGAUAUACAAUGAUUCAGCGGGAUUUAUUAAAACAGAAGGGAGUUUAUCCUUACGAGUACAUGGACGAUCACGAAAAGCUUGACAUGAGUCGUCUUCCACCAAAAAGAUUUUUCUACAACGGAUUAAAAAUGGAAGACGUUACGGACGAGGAAUACGAACGCGCUAAAAAAGUAUGGAAGACGUUCGGAAUGAAAAGCAUGCUGGAUUAUCACAAUCUAUACUUGGUAACGGACACGUUAAUUUUAUCAGACGUGAUCGAAAACUUUCGGAAGGAAAGUCGCGAAACAUACGGGCUGGAUUCACCGUGGUAUUAUACGGCUCCGGGACUUUCGUGGGAUGCAGCAUUAAAAAAGACUAGAAUUAAAUUAGAGUUAAUUAGCCCCAGAUGUAUAGAUUUAUCGAAAAUGGAAUCCGUGGUGGAAUAA